AUGCUGGUUGCAGGGAGUGGUGGUGGUGGUGGUGGUCCAAUUAACCUGCACAACUCAUCCGCAACCCCUCUCACCGCCAUCGCAAUCAUGUUGCUCCCCUCAGCCAUAGGCUGCGACUCGUCCUCCCAAAGCGCGCACAAACCGCGUCUCCAAACCUCCCUCUUCGCCUCCCCACCGCUCUCACCGCCGCGCUCCUCCUCCGCGGGCCCAACGCUCAACAACCUCUACUCCACCUGCCGCGCCCUGCAAUCUAUGCUCACCACGCCCAACCAACUCCCCUCUCCACCCACUACACACGCUGAAGUCCCCGCCGCAGCGUCGCCGUUCAAACUGCGGUUGCGCGCACGCAGGACGGAUGACUUGGCGCAGGCGCAAACGCCUAGGAAGAAGAUCACGAAGCGCGGACCACCGCCGAGAGGCAUCAAUAAGAGGCGGAGAGUGGCGGACGAUGAUAUGAGCCAUGGGCGUGCGCAGCAGGAAGACGAAGACGAAGACGAUGCGAGUGUUGCUGCACAGGAAGAGAAGGAGGAUGAUGAAAACGGGCCGCGCACACCAAAGCGUGCACGUCUACUCGCGCCGCCCGUUCUCCCACUCGGUCUUGAGCGCGGCGACUUCCACUCAUUACUCGCUGCAUCCACUCCGCAGGACAACAACGAAGUGCUGCCGAGUAUAGAAGGCAGCGAUGCACAGCAGAGCGAUUUCUGGUCUACAGAAGAAGACCGACUACUCGUAGAACUCGUAUUAGAGAAACUCAAGCUCACAAAGAGCGAUUGGCAGGACUGUGCGAGGAGUCUGGGCAAGGAUAGGGGAACUGUGGGGAGGCGGUGGAAGAGCCUGAUGGGGGGUGGGGAGGUGGGGUUGAAGCAUAGGCCGAGGAGGGCCAAGUUACAUUCUACGUGGAGAUGA
Lachnellula hyalina is the source of this 906-nucleotide messenger RNA. RefSeq lists its product as uncharacterized. Lineage: Eukaryota; Fungi; Ascomycota; Leotiomycetes; Helotiales; Lachnaceae. The transcript is spliced from 2 exons. The record is from RefSeq and is a predicted model, not a curated record. The coding region runs from base 1 to 906 and encodes 301 amino acids.